CAUAUUCAUUGGCUUUAAAUUUAUUCGUCAGUGUUGAAUAACUUUCCGCGCAAGUCAGUAACGCAAUGUCGAUGAUAUGUGAAAAAGUUCCUCACUCUGAGAUCGUUGAAAAGGCAGCCUAUGAGGGCGUCAAAGACUUCAUCCUCGUGAACAGGAGGGAAAGACCUCGGGACAUUGAAAUAUCCAGUAAGUGGUGUAUGGAUCCAUGUUUUAUGCCAUCAUUCUACGAAGAAAUUGCCCAGAGAGUGGUAGACCUUACUGUGAGACCAGAUGACGUCUGGAUAGUGACAUACCCAAAGUGCGGCACGACUUGGACGCAGGAAAUGAUCUGGCAGAUCUGCCAUAAUCUCGACUAUGAAGGCUCAAAGAAACCCCUCCAUGAGAGAUUUCCAUUUCUUGAAAUAGGACAUCUUCUAUCCCGGGAGUGGCCUAACACUGACUAUGUGACCAUGUUGGAAAAUAGUCCAUCACCUCGGUUCAUCAAGAGUCACCUUCCUGCUCACCUCCUGCCCACUCAGCUCUGGACAGUUCGACCAAAAAUCGUUUACGUUGCCAGGAAUAGUAAAGACGCAGCUGUAUCCUUCUACCAUCAUCAUGCCAAUAUCCACUACUAUGCAGGAAGUUUCCAGAACUACAAUGACGUCAUGAUUGAUGAUAAAAUGAUGUACUCUCCAUUCCAUUCUCACAUCACUGACUUCUGGAACAUGAGAAAUGAAGAGAACAUACUUUUCCUCACAUUCGAAGACAUGAAGAAGGAUCUCCAGGCUGUUAUUCGGAAGAUGAUGAAGUUCUUUGGAAAGGAAUACUCUGAUGAGCAAGUUCAACAACUUGCUGAUCAUUUAUCCUUUUCCAAAUUCUCCAAGAAUCCUUCUGUGAAUUUGAAAAAUAUGCUGAAAACAAUUGAGACAUUUGUAGAGAAGAAAAUGAAGGAUCAGGAUUAUUGUUUUGUAAGAAGAGGAGAAUGUGGAUCGUAUCGGGAUGAGAUGAGUCCUGAACUCAUAACUAAGUACAACAGUUGGAUAGAACGUGAGAUGCAAAGGCUCAAUUGUGAUCCUGAAUUGAGAAAUGUAUUCUUCUUCAAUGAGUAGGGGCAAAAGUUUAAGGUUCAGAAUCACAGAAGAAUGGAAUAAUUGAGAUUCGCGGAAUACCGAAUUGAAUUAUUAACAGAAUCACAGACUUGGGAUCCCUGGAAUCACAUGGAAUAAACGGAAUAUGGACACAAAUUUUCGAUCUUGAGUAACCCUUUGCACUACGAUGUACAAUGUACAGCUAUCAAAACGUCGAAUAUUACUAGAAUAUAAACAUUGUGAAACAUAAUCAAUUAAUUAUUUAGAGUUUAUUGAGCAUAGUUUUGAAAAAUAUACUGAAAAUUUAUUGAAGAGAGCUAUUUAACUUCUAUUGCACCUGUGCGAAUAUGACUCUUUUGGUAAGAUUACUAGUUAUCACGACCAAUAUACAUAAAUGGUUUCUUUGCACGCCAUUAAAUAUCUUCUGAAUUUUUUUCUAAUAAAUAUUUGAUUUAGAAA
Phlebotomus papatasi is the source of this 1526-nucleotide messenger RNA. RefSeq names its product luciferin sulfotransferase-like. Gene Ontology annotation, molecular function: sulfotransferase activity. Gene Ontology annotation, biological process: sulfation. Bases 66 to 1088 code for a protein of 340 amino acids. The transcript has 3 exons. Gene Ontology annotation, cellular component: cytoplasm. Lineage: Eukaryota; Metazoa; Arthropoda; Insecta; Diptera; Psychodidae. The record is from RefSeq and is a predicted model, not a curated record.